Molecule: messenger RNA, 6252 nt
Organism: Triplophysa rosa
Lineage: Eukaryota; Metazoa; Chordata; Actinopteri; Cypriniformes; Nemacheilidae
Gene: nlgn4xb
Product: neuroligin 4 X-linked b
Exons: 7
Coding region: 711-3128 (805 amino acids)
Biological process (GO): presynaptic membrane assembly; synaptic vesicle endocytosis; modulation of chemical synaptic transmission
Cellular component (GO): cell surface; postsynaptic specialization membrane; synapse
Molecular function (GO): neurexin family protein binding; signaling receptor activity
Source: RefSeq, a predicted model, not a curated record
CGGCUGUUCUCGAAACGCUCUCGCGCUACUUAGAUGCACUGCUUCAAGUCAGAUUUCGAUCGAUCCGCACAGCGCGGCAGCAAGUCGAACAAGCUUAUUAUUAUGGUGGUCACAAGACUGUAUGAAACGAUAGGUCUUCCGGGCCUAACAUAGAGAAUAUUAGUAAAAAUAAUAGAUGUUACCUUUGCCAAGGUCCAUCUGGUGCAAUUAUUUUAUUUUAUUUUAAAUAUAGCAACAAAUACCGUACUGUGGGCGUUAUACCGAGGUAUUGUCGUGCAGUGAGAUUUUGAUAUUGUUACAUCUCUAGAAAUGACUACUUUUUGGAUGAUGUCAUCAAUCCCUCUAUGACUCCUCCCCUCAGAUCACCUGACUCCAUUCUGCUAUUGAUGAUGUUGUUAUUCAUUCUGCUUCUGGCACAUUCAAGUGCUCCAUUUCGAGACAUUUCGCCAUCUUCGCUGUCUGAGAACAGGCGGUCGUGCCCUCAUCUUAAAAUGACACAUCCGAGCGGGAGGACACUGAACAUCAUCUGUCAGCAUGAGCGAUAACACCUCAACAUGAGGAGCGGUGGAAAGAUCUCGCCCGAGUCCUGCGCCCCUCGUGAAGCCGUUUCUGUGAGAAGUUUGCUUUUUCUUUGGAUGCUCAGAUCUGCCGUGGCACAGUUGAGAGGAUUACGUCAGGUCUAAAGGAGGCACUCGGGUACCUGAACCUUUAUGAUGUUUGGUGUAAGCGUCAGUCUCAGAAUGAUCCUUCAGAUUCUUGCCGUGAUUUUGGAUGCUACACUCGUCAGUUGUCAACAAGCACAAUACACCACCGUCACCACAAACUACGGCAAACUGCGUGGAUUAAGAGUGGCAUUGCCCAGUGAGAUCUUGGGCCCGGUGGAGCAGUAUCUGGGCGUACCGUACGCCUUGCCCCCCACUGGAGAACGGAGGUUUCAGGCCCCCGAGCCACCCUCGUCCUGGCCGGGCAUCAGGAACGCCACACAGUUCGCCCCGGUGUGCCCGCAGUACCUGGAGGACAGACUCCUGCUGACCGACAUGCUGCCCGUCUGGUUUACCGCCAACCUGGACACGGUCGCCAGUUACAUACAUGACCAGAGUGAAGACUGUCUGUACCUCAACAUAUAUGUGCCCACAGAGGAAGAUGCACAUGAUGAUACGGGCUUGAAGCCGGUCAUGGUCUACAUUCACGGCGGCUCGUACAUCGAGGGAACGGGCAACAUGAUUGACGGCAGUAUUCUGGCCAGCUAUGGCAAUGUUAUUGUUGUGACGGUCAACUACAGGUUAGGAGUUUUAGGGUUUCUUAGCACCGGCGAUCAAGCUGCUAAAGGGAAUUAUGGUCUGUUGGAUCAGAUCCAGGCUCUGCGAUGGGUGAAGGAGAACAUUCAGUCUUUUAAUGGAGAUCCACAGAGAGUGACGAUAUUCGGUUCAGGAGCAGGAGCUUCGUGUGUCAGUUUACUGACUCUCUCACACUAUUCUGAAGAUCUGUUUCAGAAAGCUAUCAUUCAGAGCGGCACGGCUCUCUCCAGCUGGGCCGUCAAUUACCAACCGGCCAAAUACGCCCGCAUGUUGGCCGAGAAGGUUGGCUGCAAUGAAGACGACACGGUUGAGCUGGUCGAGUGCCUCCAAAACAAAAACUACAAAGAGCUCAUCGAGCAGAACAUCACGCCCGCCAAAUAUCACAUCGCCUUCGGACCAGUGAUCGAUGGAGACGUCAUUCCAGACGACCCACAAAUCCUCAUGGAACAGGGAGAAUUCCUCAACUACGACAUCAUGCUGGGGGUGAAUCAGGGCGAAGGCUUCAAGUUUGUCGAAGGGAUCCUAGACAGCGAGGACAGAGUUUCUGCCAGUGACUUUGAGUUUGCCGUCUCUGAGUUUGUGGAUCAUCUGUACGGUUACCCAGAAGGGAAGGACACCCUGAGAGAAACCAUCAAGUUCAUGUACACAGACUGGGCGGACAGAGAAAAUCCUGAGAUGAGACGGAAAACGCUGGUCGCGCUUUUCACGGAUCACCAGUGGGUGGCGCCGGCCGUCGCUACAGCAGACCUGCACGCUCAGUACGGAUCACCGACAUACUUCUAUGCGUUCUAUCAUCACUGUCAGAGCGAGAUGAAGCCCGCGUGGUCCGACUCGGCACACGGAGAUGAACUUCCGUAUGUGUUCGGCAUUCCGAUGAUCGGACCCACGGAUCUCUUCAACUGUAACUUUUCAAAGAAUGAUGUGAUGUUGAGCGCUGUGGUCAUGACCUACUGGACCAACUUUGCCAAAACUGGAGACCCAAAUCAACCGGUUCCCCAAGAUACCAAAUUCAUCCACACCAAGCCCAACCGUUUCGAGGAGGUGGCCUGGUCGAAAUACAACCCUAAAGAUCAGCUGUACCUGCACAUCGGCCUGAAGCCUCGCGUCCGCGAUCACUACAGAGCCACCAAGAUCGCCUUCUGGUUGGAGCUGGUGCCGCACCUGCACAACAUCAACGAACUCUUCCAGUACGUUUCAUCCACCACUAAAAUCCCUCCUCAGGACACCACGCCCUUCUCCUACACCAAACGCCUGUCCAACAAACUCUGGCCUUCCACCACCCGCCAUCCCGCCGUCCCGCCCGCCAACACCAAACAGAUGUCCGACCAGCAGAAGACGUCGGAGCGCGAGGACGGGACGGUCACCAUCGAGGCCAGAGAUUACUCCACCGAGCUGAGCGUCACCAUCGCCGUGGGGGCAUCUUUGCUCUUCCUGAACAUCCUGGCGUUCGCCGCGCUGUACUACAAGAAAGACAAACACCGUCUGGAGUCCAGCCGCCGACUGAGUCCUCCGAGAAACCUGGCCAACGACGUUCCCCGCGUCCCCAGCGAAGAGCUGAUGUCGCUGCAGAAGCAGCUGGAUCACGAUCACGACUGCGAUUCGCUGCAGGGCCACGACAUGAUCCGCCUCACCUGCCCUCCGGAUUACGCUCUGACGCUCCGUCGCUCGCCCGACGACGUCCCUCUCAUGACGCCCAACGCCAUCACCAUGAUCCCCAGCUCUUACGCCAGCAUGCAGCCGUCGUAUCACAACCCGUUCAACAUGUUCGGCAACAGCACGCCGAGCAGCGGCGUGGGUCUCCCUCAUGGACACUCCACCACCAGAGUAUAGCUCACAUCAAGUCACUGUUUAGAUGACACGCACCCGGUGCUCGAACACAAAUACUGAGGGUGUUCUUUUGCUAUCUGACUCUUUUCUGAAUUCACUACCGUUACUCCUAUUAACUGGUGUCAUGUGAUGGCUGAAUGUAAUCGCUGCUCAUCGAACACAGAAGAGAUCACGCUACAUGAUGGAGGAUUAUUUGCAAGUUGAUUUCCUGAAUAACAUUAAAGGGGCUGCGGGGGGUGUAUAUUAUCACAGAAACUGUCCGUCUUACAGUAAUCAUCAGAUGAUGCAGUGAUGAGAGUGUUAUGAGCGGCCGCUGUGUGUGGAGAUGAGAUGAAGCUCUUCGGGGGUCUGAACCCGCCGUCACAUUGUGUGUUUCAUGAACGAAGAUUAAGAACCGGUUGACGUGAUCCUAUCUUCAUGUCUGUUCCCUCUAGGGUUGGGAAUCGUUUGAAUUUUAUCCAUUCCGAUUCUGCUUAUCGAUUUCAAUUCUUAUCGAUUCCCAGUUUCGAUUCCACAGUUGAAGUAAAACAUUUAGAUAUCAACCUGUAUGGUCGUUUAGCCUGCUUAUUGACUCGUUUGCGAACAACAUCUACAUUUAUGAGCACCGUUUUGUGUAUAUACAGUAUACACACAGAACCAUGAUUUUUCUGAUUUAUUACAAUUUGUAUUACCAUAGCUGAACUACAUCAUGGUUAAACUGUUGUAACUAUAAUGAAACUAUGGUUAAUUUGUGGUUCCUGUGCUUUAGUGCAAAUACUAUAGUUAUCUCAAUAAAAGCCCUUAUGAAAAUUAACGAUAUUUUUAACAGAUCACGCAACGCGUGUACUUUUCUGAAAAUACGCAGACAGGAAUUGAUAAGAGCAAUUCAGAUUUUAAUCUCAAGUAUCCGAUUCCUACUCCUUUCGUUUCCGAUCCGAUUCCUAGCCUUUGGAUUCCGGUUCCAAAUUGGAAUUGAUUUUCGAUUCCCAACCCUAGUUCCCUCACGUGCAUAAACAGCAAUAGCAGAAGCAUUGAUAUGAAGAGCUUGUCCUCCUAUAAAUACAACAAUUCUGUUCAUUGUUAUGUUUUAAAGUAAAGCGGUCAUCAAAAAUGACAGUGUUUUAAUCUCAUCGCCAAUUGAAAAUGUGGGUUCGUUUUGCAAAAACAAAAACUUUCAGAUUACUGCAUUUAUGAUUUAUGGCCGAUGUAUUUAUUUAAAGUGAUUUACAGUGGAUCUGAGCUCUAUUUUCUGGUCAGUUUUGUUCAUGUGAUGCUCUACCGGUAGAGCUACACGACUUUCUGCUGAUCAGAUUAAAUCCCACAAUGCAUUGCAACACAAAGGUUUCUGUGGCAUCUCGUGCUGACGGUGUAGAGGUGUUAAUGUAAUAAACGCUCCAUAUUUGAGAGAAGUGACGGAUGUCGGAGGAUAGUGUGGACCUGAAGGACUCUGUGCCAAAACUAAACGUUCAACAAGUGAAAAGCCUUGUGUUUUUCUAUCAAGUCUUAUAUUUUGAAGAAGAGAUCAGGUUGCGAUGACCUCGAUGAAGAUUCUGUGCCACGUGUUUAAAUUGAUUCGCUCUCGUAUUUCAUUUUGUCAUUAUUAACUCGUCCUCAUGUUGUGCCAAACCUGUCAAACUUGCAGGGAACAUGUCAGAAUAUUCCUCACGCAGCUGUUUUCUUAAGCUCGCAAAAGUCACAGUGACGACGGUCAAUAUGAUCACGUGACAUCAUCAUUCGUCAUGAUCUGAAAUGUCAAUACAUUGACAGCACAUGACUUGUGUUGUUGUGCUGCAUCAUGACGGAAUCGGGACUCUAUGAGCUCGUGUCAAUGAGGUGAUCGCCUUCAUGUGCCGAUACUCACGUUUGUAAGCCUGAUCAGCAUAAUGUAUAUAGCAUAGAGUACAAUGUAAAAAGAACAACUAAAGCUUAUAGUAUCAAUAGGAUUACAGUUCUGAAUGUACGUUCAGUCCUCCGUUUCUGCUCAUUUCGUUAUUUAUGUGACUGAUGACACUAUAGGAAUAGAUACUGUAGAUGCACAUGCUGUUUUGAUUCCUCUGUAAAGGUGUACAGGUGUGUCGUUUCAGCGAAGCCGAAGCUGGUGUGGGUUUGGGGCGGGGCUAGUGAUGACGCACUCAUUCAAGUUCUUAUUUCAUUUCUUGGGAACCCAGCGUAUAUUUUGGGUUCCAUCUGGACAGCUUUAUGAUUAUAGAUCAUAAAUGCAGUUUUCUAAUCUUGCUUUGUCUUCGGGCUGGAAUGUUUGUGUGACCUCGUGUUUGUUUUACGUCUGGAGGAACACGAGUGUCCGUGUCAGGCAGGUGAGUUUUUACUUUGGGUUUCAGAAUCAUGUGAGGGUGUUGUUUACUCUAGAGGAGACAUCUGUGCACACGCAGAACUAUCCGGACAUCACCACACACAUUUCAGAGGUUUUGUUUCAGUGAACGUUAAAGUGAAGCGUGUCACCAGCUAUUAAACACCGAUUGAGCUUGAUUCUUGCAAGGCAAAGGUCAUGGGUUUCAUUCCCAGUUAUAUGUCGCAUGAAUUAAAGCAUCCGACGAGUCAAUGUAAAUGUUCACGAACUGGCCGAAUCGUCGACAGACGUUGAGGAAUCGAAGCAUUGUUUUUAUAGCGACACACUUCCCUUUUAUUCUGAGAUGCGUCUGGAACGGAUAGAAAUGUUUUCUUUUUUUCAAACGCUUUGGUCUGUUGUCAUUUCAGUGUCCGGAGAGGAAGAUUGAAGCUGAAUACUGUUUCCUGUCUCUUUAUAAUGUAAUACAACGAUUCUAAAACUGUACCUCAGUUGUGUUUGCCGAAAGGUUUAUUAAGGAUAAGGAUUUUUCAAAGGGAAUUAGAUCUUUUUGUUGCACCCUCAUGUUAUACUAGAUCAUUGAGAUCAUUUUAUAAAGUAUAUUACAACGUUUCAAAUGAAUGCCUCAUCUUUCGUCUCAGUAAAGAUUUGAUUUUCAGUCUUAAAGUUUCUGCUGUCUGACCGACAGGGUCAUGAUAGAAAUGUCUCGCUGGAAGUCAUUCUUUGGUGUGUGAUGUCACAGCUCAUGUGAGUGAGUUUGUUUUGCCUCAUUGAGAGACGCUGAUGGAUGUAAGAGACAUUGUGCUGCUUUUUCUAAAAAGAAAUAAACUUAGAUUUUACUCA